This is a messenger RNA of Nakaseomyces glabratus, 2040 nucleotides long. It is a transcript of the gene TKL1, whose product is annotated as transketolase TKL1. Gene Ontology annotation, molecular function: transketolase activity. Lineage: Eukaryota; Fungi; Ascomycota; Saccharomycetes; Saccharomycetales; Saccharomycetaceae. Gene Ontology annotation, biological process: pentose-phosphate shunt. The record is from RefSeq and is a predicted model, not a curated record. Gene Ontology annotation, cellular component: cytosol; nucleus.
AUGUCUUUCGGUGAAAUUGAUAAGCUAGCUGUUUCCACUAUCAGAUUGCUAUCUGUUGACCAAGUCUCCAAGGCUAACUCUGGUCACCCUGGUGCCCCAUUGGGUAUGGCUCCUGCUGCCCACGUCGUCUGGUCCCAGAUGAGAACCAACCCAAAGAACCCAGACUGGAUCGCCAGAGACAGAUUUGUGUUGUCUAACGGUCACGCCUGUGCUUUGCUGUACUCCAUGUUGCACUUGACUGGCUUCGACUUCUCCAUCGACGACUUGAAGAACUUCAGACAAUUGAACUCCAGAUGUCCAGGUCACCCUGAAUUCGAGUUGCCAGGUGUCGAAGUCACCACCGGUCCAUUGGGUCAAGGUAUCUCCAACGCUGUCGGUAUGGCCAUCGCCCAAGCCAACUUCGCCGCUACUUACAACAAGCCAGACUUCACCUUGUCUGACUCUUACGUCUACACUUUCUUGGGUGACGGUUGUCUGCAAGAAGGUGUCUCUUCCGAAGCCUGCUCUUUGGCCGGUCACUUGAAGCUAGGUAACAUCAUUGCCAUCUACGACGACAACAAGAUCACCAUCGAUGGUAACACCACCGUCUCCUUCGAUGAAGACGUCUGCAAGAGAUACGAAGCCUACGGCUGGGAAGUCCUACACGUCGAGAACGGUAACGAGGACCUAAACGCCAUCGCUCAAGCCGUCAACAAGGCUAAGCAAUCCAAGGACAAGCCAACCUUGAUCAAGAUGACCACCACCAUCGGUUACGGUUCCCUAAACGCUGGCUCUCACUCCGUCCACGGUUCCCCAUUGAAGGAAGACGACUUGAAGCAACUAAGAAAGAAGUUCGGUUUCGACCCAGAGAAGUCCUUCGUCGUCCCACAAGAAGUCUACGACUACUACCAAGCCAAGAUCGCCACCCCAGGUGCCAAGGCUAACCAAGAAUGGGACGCCAAGUUCGCCAAGUACCAACAAAAGUACCCAGAACAGGGUAAGGAAUUGGCUAGAAGAUUGGCCGGUGAAUUGCCAGCUGGCUGGUGCUCUAAGUUGCCAACUUACACUCCAGCUGACUCCGCCGUCGCUACCAGAAAGUUGUCCGAAAUCGUCUUCCAAAGCAUCUACGAUGAAUUGCCAGAAAUGAUCGGUGGUUCCGCUGACUUGACCCCAUCCAACUUGACCAGAUGGAAGGAGGCCGUCGACUUCCAACCACCAUCCUCCGGCUUGGGUGACUACUCCGGUAGAUACAUCAGAUACGGUAUCAGAGAACACGGUAUGGCCGCUAUCAUGAACGGUAUCUCCGCCUUCGGUGCCAACUACAAGGCUUACGGUGGUACUUUCUUGAACUUCGUUUCCUACGCCGCCGGUGCCGUCAGAUUGUCCGCUCUAUCCGGCCACCCAGUCAUCUACGUUGCCACCCACGACUCCAUCGGUGUCGGUGAGGAUGGUCCAACCCAUCAACCUAUCGAAACCUUGGCUCACUUCAGAGCUUUGCCAAACUUGCACGUCUGGAGACCAGCUGACGGUAACGAAACCUCCGCUGCUUACAAGGUCGCUUUGGAAUCCAAGCACACCCCAUCCGUCAUUGCCCUAUCCAGACAAAACUUGCCACAAUUGGAAGGUUCCUCUGUUGAAAAGGCUCUAAAGGGUGGUUACGUCUUGAAGGAAGCCAACAACGCCGACAUCACUUUGGUCUCUACCGGUUCCGAAGUUUACUUGACCGUUGACGCUGUCAAGGUCUUGGCUGCUAAGGGUAUCACCGCCCGUGUUGUCUCCUUGCCAGACUUCCUAGCCUUCGACCAACAACCAGAAGAUUACAAGUUGUCCGUCCUACCAGACGGUGCUCCAGUCAUGUCUGUCGAAGUCUUGUCCACCAAGAGUUGGGGUAAGUACGCUCACGAAUCUUUCGGUAUCGACAGAUUCGGUGCUUCCGGUAAGGCACCAGAAGUUUACGACUACUUCGGCUUCACUCCAGAAGGUAUCGCUGAAAGAGCUGAAAAGGUCGUUAAGUUCUACCACGGCCAAAAGCUAUCUUCUCCAUUGAAGAAGGCUCUAUAA